Messenger RNA from Strigops habroptila (Kakapo), 5054 nucleotides. RefSeq names its product retinal guanylyl cyclase 1-like. Gene Ontology annotation, molecular function: peptide receptor activity; protein kinase activity; ATP binding. Gene Ontology annotation, biological process: protein phosphorylation; cGMP biosynthetic process; intracellular signal transduction. The record is from RefSeq and is a predicted model, not a curated record. Lineage: Eukaryota; Metazoa; Chordata; Aves; Psittaciformes; Psittacidae. The transcript is spliced from 20 exons. The coding region runs from base 15 to 4787 and encodes 1590 amino acids.
GGAGCCCCCGGAGCAUGAGGGGACGCGGGGACAUGGCCCCUGGGGGCUGCAAUGGGGGCACCAAUGGGGGCACCAAUGGGGACAUCAAUGGGGACAUCAAUGGGGGCAUCAUCUCCAAUGAAGACCUUGUCCAUGGGGGCAUCUUCAAUGGGGACAUCUUCAAUGGAGGCAUCUCCAAUGGAGGUAUCUCUAAUGGGGACAUCAAUGGGGGCAUCUCCAAUGAGGACAUCUUCAAUGGAGGCAUCAAUGGGGACAUCUGCAAUGGGGACAUCUGCAAUGGGGGCAUCUUCAAUGGAGUUAUCUCCAAUGGGGGCACCAAAGAGGGGAUCGUCUCCAAUGAAGACCUUGUCGAUGGGGGCAUCUUCAAUGGGAGCAUCUUCAAUGGGGACAUCUCCAAUGGGGGCACCAAAGAGGGGAUCGUCUCCAAUGAAGACCUUGUCCAUGGGGACAUCUUCAAUGGGGACAUCUCCAAUGGGGGCACCAAUGGGGGCAUCAUCUCCAAUGAAGACCUUGCCCGUGGUGGCAUCUCUAAUGGGGGCAUCGUCACCAAUAGUGGCAUCUCCAACGGGAGCACUUCCAAUGAGGACACCUUCAAUGGGGACACCUUCAAUGGGGACAUCUCCAAUGGGGACACCUUCAAUGGGGACACCUUCAAUGGGGACAUCUCCAAUGAAGACCUUGCCCAUGGUGGCAUCGCCAAUGGGAGCAUCUCUCCUGACAAUGACAUUGCCCACGGUGGUGGCGUUGCCCAUGGGGGCAUCUCAGCUGGUGGCAUCUCACGUGAAGACCUUCUCCAUGGGGGCAUCUCCCAUGGGGACAUCUCCAAUGGGGGCAUCUCCAAUGGGGGCAUCUCUCUGAAGAGUGACAUGUCCCACAGUGGUGGCACGUCCCACAGCCGUGGUGGCACCCACAGCAGUGGCAUCUCCCAUAGCGGCAUCUCCAAUGGGGGCAUCUCCCAUAGCAGCAUCUCCAGUGGUUGUGGCAUCUCCAAUGGGGGCAUCUCCCAUAAUGGCAUCUCCAAUGGUUGUGGCAUCUUCAAUGGGGGCAUCUCCAAUGGGGGCACCUCCAACAGUUGCAUCUCCCAUGAUGGUACCUCCAACAGUGGGAUCUCCAAUGGAGGCAUCUCCAAUGGUGGUGGCAUCUCCAAUGGUUGCAUCUCCAAUGGGGGCACCUCCAACAGUUGCAUCUCCCAUGAUGACACCUCCAACAGUGGGAUCUCCAGUGGUGGCAUCUCCAAUGGUGGUGGCAUCUCCAAUGGUGGCAUCUCCAAUGGUUGCAUCUCCAACGGGGGCACCUCCAACGGUGGCCCCUCCAACAGUGGCACCUCCAAUGGUGGCACCUCCCAUGGUGCCACCUCAACCAGAGGCACCCCCAACGGUGCCACCAUCUCCCCCCUCUUCCUCCUCCACCUCUCCCACCACCCCCGGUGGCCCUUCCACCACCUCCUCCUCCUCCUCCUCCUCCUCCUCCUCCUCUUCCUCCCCUUGCCCCCAACCCACGGAGCCACCUUCAAGGUCGGGGUGAUGGGUCCUUGGUCCUGCGACCCCAUCCUGGCCCGCGCCCACCCGGAGCUUGCUUCUCGCUUGGCCACCACCCGCCUCAACCGGGACCCGACCUUCAACCAGCCCUAUUGGUGGGACCCCUUGGUGCUGCCCGAAGCCUGUGAGACCCCUCAGGCCAUGCUGGGGCUCCUCAACGUGGACCGUUACGUGUCCUCCUUGGUGGGACCCCUCAACCCGGGGAGCUGCGGAGCCGCCGCGCUGCUCAUGGCCGCCUGGAACAAGCCCUUGGUGGCCUGGAGCUGCUUCGGGGCUCCGGAGGGAGCCGGCACGUUGGUGCCCCCCAUGCCGGGGGCCGCCGAGGUGCUUCACGCCGUGCUCAGGGCCUUCCGCUGGGCGCACGUGGCCGUGGUGGCCGCCCCGCAGGACCUGUGGAGGGAGGUGGCCCAAGGGGUGGCCCAGGAGCUGCGGGCGCGGGGGCUGCCCGUCACCGUGGUCACCGCGGCCGGCGCCGAGGAGGAGGAGGCCAGGGAGGCGCUGAGGAGGGUGAAGAAGGCCGAUGGUGUGAGAGUGGUGCUGAUGUGCAUGCACUCCGUGCUGCUGGGCGGCGAGGAGCAGAAGGUUCUCCUGGAGACGGCCGAGGAGAUGGGCAUGGCCGACGGCACCUACGUCUUCAUCCCCUACGACACCCUGACCUUCCCCCUGCCCUACCAGAGCGUGUCCUACCCCGGCCUGGCCAACAGCACCCGCCUGCGCCGCGCGCACGACGCCGUCCUCACCAUCACCAUGGACUCACCGCAGGGCUCCUUCCACCAGGCCCUGCUCCAGGCCCAGGAGGCCAGGGAGGUCCCGGCACACAUCGAUCCCAUGCAGGUCCACCCUCUCUUCGCCACCAUCUACAACUCCAUCCACUUCCUGGCGGCGGCGGUGGAGGCCACGCGCCGCUCGGGCCGCUGGGUGAUGGGCACCAGCGUGGCCCAGAGCGCCCACGACCUCCACGUGGACGGCUUCUGCCAACGCUUCUCCAUCGGCCACGACGGGGCCGUCACCGUCCCCUACGUGGUGCUGGACACCGACGGCAAAGGAGACCGGUUGUGGCCGGUCUAUGGGCUGGAGCCGGGGACGCGCGGCCUGAGCCAAAGGGACCACGUCACCCAUUGGCCGCGCAGCUCCAGCCCCGGCACCGACGCGGGGUGUUGGUUCGAGACGGGCUCCAUCUGUAACGGGGGGAUGGACGCCACCAUCGUCCUCCUCAUGUUGUUCCUCAUCUGCGCCCUGGUCGCGGCCGGCGCUGCCCUCGCCUGCUUCAUCAGGCGCCGCAUCCAACAGGCCCAGCUCAUGAAGGGCCCCAAUAAGAUCAUCCUCACCAUGGAGGACCUGACCUUCAUCAACAUCCAGAGCUGCAAGCAGGUCGAUGGCAGCAGGGCCAGCCUGGCCGGCCGAAGCAGUGGUGACACCAAGAGCAUCAAGAGCGUCACAGCAGCCCCGGACACCACCAACGUGGCCAUUGCUGAGGGAGAUGAGAAUCUGAGGGCCCACAACCACCUCCCCCUGCUCCUCCUUUUGUUUAACCAGCAGGGCCUUGUCGCCUCCGUGCAGGGUGACUGGGUCUGGCUGAAGAAGUUCCCUGGAGACCAGCACAGUGAGGUGAAACCAGCCACCAAGCUGGCCUUCUGCAAGCUGCGGGACCUGCGCCAUGAGAACGUCAACCUCUUCUUGGGCUUCUUCCACGACUGCGGCAUCUUCGCCAUCGUGUCGGAGCACUGCUCGCGGGGCAGCCUGGAGGACCUCCUGCGCAACGAGGACAUGAAGCUCGACUGGAUGUUCAAGUCCUCCCUCCUCAUCGACCUCAUCAAGGGCGUCCGCUACCUCCACCACCGCGACGUGGUCCACGGGCGCCUCAAGUCCCGUAACUGCGUGGUGGACGGGCGCUUCGUCCUCAAGGUCACCGACCACGGCUACAACGAGCUCCUGGAGGCCCAGCGGGUGACAACCCCUCCCCUCCAGCCACAGGAGCGCCUCUGGACCGCGCCGGAGCUGCUGCGGGACGCGGCCCUGGAGCGCCGCGGCUCCUUCCGGGGCGAUGUCUAUGGCAUCGGCAUCAUCAUGCAGGAGGUCAUCUGCCGCAGCGGGCCCUACUGCAUGCUGGGCCUGCCCCCUGAAGAGAUCAUCGAGAAGGUGCGGAAGCCGCCCCCCUUGUGCCGCCCGGCCGUGUCGGCCGACCAGGCCCCACUGGAGUGCAUCCACCUCAUGAAGGAGUGCUGGAGCGAGCAACCGGAGAAGAGACCCACCAUCGACCAGAUCUUCGACCAGUUCAAGAGCAUCAACAAGGGCAGGAAGACCAACAUCAUCGACUCCAUGCUGCGGAUGCUGGAGCAAUAUUCCAGCAACCUGGAAGACCUCAUCCGGGAGCGCACCGAGGAGCUGGAGCUCGAGAAGCAGAAGACGGACAAACUCCUCACCCAGAUGCUGCCCCCGUCGGUGGCCGAAGCCCUGAAGAUGGGGACCCCGGUGGAGCCCGAGUACUUCGAGGAGGUGACCCUUUACUUCAGCGACAUCGUGGGCUUCACCACCAUCUCCGCCAUGAGCGAGCCCAUCGAGGUGGUGGAUCUCCUCAACGACCUCUACACCCUCUUCGACGCCAUCAUCGGCUCCCAUGAUGUCUACAAGGUGGAGACCAUCGGAGAUGCCUACAUGGUGGCCUCGGGGCUGCCCAAGCGCAACGGGAACCGGCACGCCGGGGAGAUCGCCAACAUGUCCCUGGACAUCCUCAGCUCCGUUGGGACCUUCAAGAUGCGGCACAUGCCCGAGGUGCCCGUUCGCAUCCGCAUCGGCCUCCACUCGGGCCCCUGUGUCGCCGGCGUCGUGGGUCUCACCAUGCCCCGCUACUGCCUCUUCGGUGACACGGUCAACACGGCGUCACGUAUGGAGUCCACGGGCCUACCCUAUCGGAUCCACGUCAAUGCGCGCACGGUGGCCAUCUUGCAGGCGCUGCAGGAGGGCUUCAAGCUGGACAUCAGGGGCAAGACCGAGCUCAAGGGGAAGGGCGUGGAGGACACCUAUUGGCUGGUGGGACGCGAGGGCUUCACCAAACCCAUCCCCACCCCCCCCCGACCUCCUGCCUGGCGCCAGCAACCACGGGAUCAGCCUGGACGAGAUCCCGGCCGAGAGGAGGAAGAAGCUGGAGAAGGCUCGGCCAGGGCAGGUGCCCAAAUAGCCCAGGGCAUGACGGGACAGCAAACGCAACGCGCUGAUUGGUCCACCCAGCCGCCCGCUGACGUCACAUGAAGGCGACGGGAGAGCCGCCGCAUGGCGGCGCGCUAAGGCCACGGUGGCGGCGGCCAUGUUGGAUUGGCGGCUGAUGGCGGCAGCCAUGUUGGGCGGCCGCUCUUAAAGGGGCAACGGCUCCUGAUCCCCAUGUGGGUCUCCCCCCCCCCCCCCAUUUAAAGGGUCCCCGUCCCCGUGUGGUGUCCGCGUGUCCGUCCGUGUCCCGUUGGGAAUGUGGCGGCCAUUUUGUGCUGGAGCUCAGGAAUAUCCAUCCGUAGACACAAAGAA